Molecule: messenger RNA, 849 nt
Organism: Trichoderma breve
Lineage: Eukaryota; Fungi; Ascomycota; Sordariomycetes; Hypocreales; Hypocreaceae
Exons: 3
Coding region: 1-849 (282 amino acids)
Source: RefSeq, a predicted model, not a curated record
AUGAAGUCUGAGUUCUCUCUUCGCGCUGCCGCUCUGUGUGGCCUGGCUGCCAUUCAGGGCGCCUCAGCCCAUCUUGCCGCUUACACCAACGGCAUGUACUGCCCCAAGGGCCCUCUCACCAACUUCACCGAUCCCAACCACGUCGUGUACGAUCCCCUAUACAACCUGAAAAAGGAUGCCUGGUUCCUGUCCAAGGGCCGUAACUGCUGGCUCGCUCCCCCUGUUGGUGUCUGGGAGAUUCAGGCCAACUCGGUCAUCCAAGUCCCUUGGGCCAACCAAAACAACUCGCACGGCUACUACGCGGACGGAAAGGAGCAGAACGAGCGUCCCCAGCCCUUCUCCGUCACGAACCCUGCCGUCAUUGCUGCUGGCCUGGUCUCUUCUUCCGGAGGAAUCAACAGCCCUAAUAUGCAUGCUGGUAACAAGUCGACUGCCGCUGGUACUGCCGUUGCCAUCGCUUACAAGUCCAACAUCUAUGACGUGAAGAUGGAGGACUUUGUCGUCUUUACCACUGCUCCUCAGACCCCCUUUGAGCGUCUGGUUACCUACAACAUCCCCAACCUGAAGGCUUGCAACGAGUGCCUCUGCGCUACUGUCUGGAUCCCCGAUGGCUAUGGACAGCAGAACAUGUACAUGGCUCCCCACAAGUGCAAGAUCAUCAACCCCAACGGUGGCCAGCAGCCCAAGACUCCCUCUCUCGUCCCAGGCCCCAACGUCAGGGGACCCAAGCAGAUGAUUGCUGCUUUCCAGGCUGAGGGCAACAACGUCCAGUGGAAGGGUGGCCAGCAGGUUCCCACUUACACCUCCCGAAUGGGCUUCACUGCUGGUGCCCAGACCGAUAUCUUUUAA